This is a messenger RNA of Microthlaspi erraticum, 1071 nucleotides long. The record is from the annotation of a GenBank genome assembly. NCBI's taxonomy places the organism in Eukaryota, Viridiplantae, Streptophyta, Magnoliopsida, Brassicales, Brassicaceae.
AUGACGAUGUUGUCCAAUCUUCCACGGGAUUUGGAAGAGGAGUUACUCUCUAGGGUUCUAAUUACAUCUUUGAGACUAUUACGGUCUACUUGCAAACGGUGGUACCAUCACGCUUUAUUCAAAGAUCCAAGAUUCAUCAAAACGCAUUUUGAUAAAACAGCAAGGCAGAGGCUGUACCAGGCUUUCUUACUGAUGGAUUUUAGGGUUUAUCCAGUGAGGUACAUAACCAAUAACGUUUAUCCAAUGUUAGCAGAUAAACUAAGUCUAAUCGAUCCCCUCAGUAAUUCAGAGGUCGAUAUAACUCAAGCUUUUUACUGCGAUGGCAUAUUAUUAUGCACCACCAAGGACAAGAGAUUUGUGGCGUGGAACCCGUUUUCGGGGCAAACCAGAUGGAUCCAACCGAGAAAUCAUCACACGAGAAGCGAGUUCUAUGCUCUUGGUUACGAUAACAAGGACUUGUGCCGUAGCUACAAAAUCUUGAGGGUUAUAGAUGUCAGCGAGCAAACAAUGGAAAUCUAUGAGCUUAGGUCUAAUUCAUGGAGGAAUCUUGAUGUCUCUCCCAUUGGAAGCUUUGAAUCUCUUGGCGUGUCUUUGAAAGGAAAUACUUAUUGGAUCUCGAAACGAGGAGGAGUAGUCAAGGAUUACUUGCUACUCAAGUUUGAUUUUUCAACUGAGAUAUUUCAAAACCUGUGCCUCCCCUUUCACGAAGCAGAAUGUUUGGAUACUUUCGCUCUCUCGGUUGUUAGAGAAGAACGUCUUUAUUUGUUAUAUCAAUGUCAAAAGACACGAAAGAUGGAAAUAUGGGUGACCAGUGAGAUUGAGACCACCUUUGCUUCUUGGAGCAAGUACUUAGCAGUGGAUUUAAGACCUCGUCCCCAUAUGUUAUUCAGCUUCUUCGUUGAGGAGGAGAAGAAGAUUGUUGCUUGCUGUGAUCAAGACGAAGAUCGUUGCAGGGUAGAAUAUUUUGUAGAAGAUGGAUACAAAGGAUAUAGACGUUGGUGUGGAGACACAGAAUGUUGGCCGGUUGUGUUUGGUUAUGUUCCAAGGGUGGUUGAAAUUUCAGCAAUGUAA